AUGUUAAUAUUUAUUCAAAAAUUUAUUUAUAUGAUAGAUAGAAUUAAAUAUUUAUUUAUUAACAAAAAAAGAAAUUAUUCAAUUGAUUCUUGUGAAGAAGUUGGGGAAGAGGAAAUGAAUAAUUUUAAGCAAAUUAUUGGGCAUAUUGUGGAUUGCAAAGAUGACUAUUUUACUAUGGUUGCUACUGACUACACUAAUUAUGAAUUGUAUAUUGCUCCUAAUAAGCGUUUAUUAAUGCCGGAACUGAACGGGUUUUAUCAAUGUACUGGAACUAUAUCAGAAAGAGAUGAUGGAAGGAUUGCAUUUGCUGUUGAAUCAAUCAAAAAACUCGAACGUGGAUGUAAAGAAUUGGAAGAACAAAUGCCUUGUCAGGAUUUUCAGACAGCACAUAAACUUAUUUGUGGAUCAUCUGACGUUUCUUCUCUCUUUUCUUCUUCAUUUUUUGGCAAAAGUCUUAUCAAUCUUUCUGGGAAUGCUUCUAACUCAGAAAAUGUCAAGGAUGAAAAUGGUUGCGAUCUGAAUCAAACGGCUGAAACAAUUACUGAAGAACCUGAUCUAAACAAAACAUUAAAAGAAGAAGAUUAUUCUGAUACUAAAGAAAAUGAUCCUGUAAAAGUUGAAAACAAAGAAAAUGUGCCAGCAAUAGUAAUCUCAAUUGAUAAAUGCAAAAAUGUUGCAAAUUUGUUUGUACUUGGACAGAAAGGCCCUUUAAUUAAAAUUGCUAUAAAAUCUUUGGAAGCUCCAGUUCAAUUGGGCCAGUGGUAUUCAAUUAAAUUAUCUGAGUUAAAGAAAACUAAAGAUUCUUCAAUUUGUUAUAAUAAUUUUGCAAAAUUGUUGGGAAAACAGCCGCCUUUAAAAACUAAAAUUUCUUCGAGUGGAACUGUUCAGUUUUUAACAAUAGCAAUUUUGGACAAAAGGACAGAAAAUGGAUUUUUCUGUUUUAAAUCUUCACAUUUUCCUUUUAUAAUUGAUUCUUCGUGUUUAUUAAAUCAUUACAACGACAACGAAAUUAAAAAAGUCAAGUUUUGGUGUUGUUUAAGAAGAAUGCCGAUUGAGGGAUGUUAUUGGAAAAUUAUUGGAAUUUUAAAUAAAAAUAAAAAGAAGUUAGUUCCAUAUAUUGAAGAAGAAAAAGAAAAGGAAGAAAAAAUGAGAAAGGAAGAAGAAAAACGGAAAGAAGAGGAGAAAAGAAAGGAAGAAGAAAAAUUGAAGGAACAACAAAAAAUUAGACAAAAUGCCAAAGAAAAACAAAAAAAGAAUGAAAAUGGAAUUUUUGAAGGAUUUGUUUGUGGACAAAUAAAUAAUGAAUAUUUGGUAUAUUUGCCUGAAGAAAAAGAAUUUGGACAUUUACCGAUGAGAGGAAAAAUGGAUAUGGAUAAAUUGUUGGGAAUUUGGAUACAAUUACAAUUACGUUUAAUUAACGGAAAAAGAAUGGUAGAAAAAUUUUCUGUGAUAGAACCAAAAAUGUUGUUAAUUGUGUCUCAGGAAAAUCGUGUUAUGUUCAAAGCAAAAAUAGAAGUUCCUCUCUUACAAAAUUCUUCAUCUUUGCCUUUUUGUCGAUCACUUGGAAUUUAUGUCAGAGAUAAUUAUAAUUUAUUGCAAGCAAAACAUUGUGGACGUUUUAUCAACACAACAAUUGGGUGUUUGGUACAACCAUUGGAAAAUGAGGAAAAUUUAGUUCAGUUUGAAAUUUUGCAUAUUUUGGAACGUUAA
Molecule: messenger RNA, 1710 nt
Organism: Meloidogyne enterolobii
Lineage: Eukaryota; Metazoa; Nematoda; Chromadorea; Rhabditida; Meloidogynidae
Source: the annotation of a GenBank genome assembly